Pediculus humanus corporis (human body louse) is the source of this 327-nucleotide messenger RNA. RefSeq lists its product as uncharacterized. Bases 1 to 327 code for a protein of 108 amino acids. Gene Ontology annotation, cellular component: nucleolus. The transcript is spliced from 2 exons. The record is from RefSeq and is a predicted model, not a curated record. NCBI's taxonomy places the organism in Eukaryota, Metazoa, Arthropoda, Insecta, Psocodea, Pediculidae.
AUGGCGACAAACAUACUGAAACUUGAAGACGUAUUACAAAUAAAUAAUAAAACUUUAGAUGAAAAUACGAAGGAAUCACCUGAUAAAGAAAAUACUGAAAAAUCUAAAAAGAAAGGUAAUAAACGUAAACGAAAAAGAAAUAAAUUGACAGAAGUGCAAGUAGAAAUACCGAAAGGUGCACGGGUUUCUGGACGAGUAUGGAAAAGUGAAAAGAAAAGGUUAAAAUCGGAAAUUGUUCAAGUUAUAAGAAAUCCAUCUAAAUUAAAACGAAUGAAGAAAAAACAUUUAAGAAAUAUUGAAAAACGUGACACAUUGAAUAUGAAAUAA